Messenger RNA from Chinchilla lanigera (long-tailed chinchilla), 7253 nucleotides. It is a transcript of the gene Lrrk1, whose product is annotated as leucine-rich repeat kinase 1. Gene Ontology annotation, molecular function: ATP binding; protein kinase activity; protein binding. Gene Ontology annotation, biological process: protein phosphorylation. The coding region runs from base 1 to 6048 and encodes 2015 amino acids. The transcript has 33 exons. NCBI's taxonomy places the organism in Eukaryota, Metazoa, Chordata, Mammalia, Rodentia, Chinchillidae. The record is from RefSeq and is a predicted model, not a curated record.
AUGGCUGGCAUGUCGCAGAAACCACCCAGUAUGUACUGGUGUGUGGGGCCGGAGGGAUCAGCUGUGUGUCCAGAACGCGCCAUGGAGACGCACAAUGGUACCAAGGACAUGGGCAGCAAGCUGUCUACGCCAGGCGGGGACUCCACGGCUCCGCGGUCCCCCAGGAUGGAGAGCAUUCACAGCACUUACAAACAGGGAGACCUCAGCAGGGCCCGUGACCUGCUCAGGGAGGCCUGUGAGGACAGCACGUCCCAGCUGGAAAAGGGUCAGCUCCUGAGCAUCUCGGCAGCCCACGGGGAUCUAGAGGCAGUCCAGUAUCUACUCACCGAGAAACGCGUAGAACUGCCCACGGAGCCCACCGAUGACAACCCCGCCGUGGUGGCCGCGCAGCUCGGGCACACUGAAGUUGUACGGGAAUUGCUCGAGUCCUUAGCAGGUCCCUCCAGCCCCCAGCGCCUGCUGAACUGGAUGCUGGCCCUGGCUUGCCAGCAGGGGCACCUGGGCAUCGUGAAGCUCCUGGUCCUGACGCACGGGGCCGACCCCGAGAGCUACGCCGUCCGGAGGAACGAGUUCCCCGUCAUCGUGCGCCUGCCCCUCUACGCGGCCAUCAAGUCAGGGAAUGAAGACAUUGCCAUAUUCCUGCUUCGGCAUGGGGCGUUUUUCUGCUCCUACAUCCUCCUGGACAGUCCCGACCUCAGCAAGCUUCUCCUCAGGAAGUAUUUCAUCGAAGCCAGCGCCCUGCCCAGCAGCUGUGCCGGCAAAACGCCACUUCGUGUGAAAUGGUCCCAUCUCAGGUUGCCCUGGGUGAAUCUCGACUGGCUCAUAGACAUCUCCUGCCAGAUCACGGAGCUCGAUCUCUCUGCCAACUGCCUGGCUUCCCUCCCCUCCGUCAUCCCCUGGGGACUCAUCAACCUGCGGAAGCUGAACCUCUCAGACAACCACCUGGGAGAGCUGCCCAGCGUGCAGUCAUCAGACGAAAUCAUCUGUUCCAGGCUCCUUGAGAUUGACAUUUCCAGCAACAAGCUGUCCCACCUCCCGCCUGGAUUCCUGCACCUCUCAAAACUUCAAAAACUGACAGCGUCUAAAAAUUACUUAGAAAAAUUGUUCGAAGAAGAAAGCGCCACCAACUGGAUUGGUCUGCGGAAACUACAGGAACUUGACGUAUCUGACAACAGACUGACAGAACUCCCCACCCUUUUCCUGCAUUCUUUCAAGUCGCUCAGUUGCCUGAAUGUCUCCAGAAACAAUCUGAAGGUGUUUCCAGACCCCUGGGCCUGCCCUCUGAAAUGUUGUAAAGCAUCCAGAAAUGCGCUGGAAUCUCUGCCAGACAAAAUGUCUAUCUUCUGGAAAAAUCACCUUAAGGAUGUGGAUUUUUCAGAAAACGCCCUGAAAGAAGUUCCCUUGGGACUUUUUCAGCUUGAUACCCUCAUGUUCUUAAGGGUACAGGGAAACCAGCUGGUGGCCCUGCCUCCUCAGGAGAAGUGGACCUGCAAACAGCUCAAAACCCUGGACCUCUCCAGAAACCAAUUUGGCAAGAGUGAAGAGGGACUCAAAACGAAGCGCAUUUCCUUUUUCACCACCAGAGGCCGCCAGCGUUCAGGGACCGAGACAGGGUGUGUGCUGGAAUUUCCGACCUUCCUAAGCGAUUCCCUGGAAGUCCUGUGUCUGAAUGACAACCACCUGGACGCAGUCCCGCCCUCCGUUUGCCUGCUGAAGAGCUUAUCAGAGCUCUACUUGGGAAACAACCCUGGCCUCCGAGAGCUCCCGCCUGAGCUGGGGCAGCUGAGCAACCUGUGGCAACUGGACGUGGAAGACUUGAGCAUCAGCAAUGUGCCUGCGGAGAUCAGGAAAGAAGGCCCCAAGGCAAUGCUGUCUUUCCUGCGAGCUCAGCUGCGGAAGGCAGAAAAGUGCAAGCUGAUGAAGAUGAUUGUCGUGGGUCCCCCCCGCCAGGGCAAGUCCACCCUCCUGGAGAUCUUGCAGACGGGCAGGGCCCCCCAGGUGGCACACAGCGAGGCCACCAUCAGGACGACCAAGUGGGAGCUCCAGAGGCCAGCAGGCUCCAAAGCCAAGGUUGAGUCCGUGGAAUUCAACGUGUGGGACAUCGGGGGCCCCGCCAGCAUGGCCACCGUGAACCAGUGCUUCUUCACGGACAAGGCCCUGUACGUGGUGGUCUGGAACCUGGCGCUGGGGGAGGAGGCUGUAGCCAACCUGCAGUUCUGGCUGCUGAACAUCGAGGCCAAGGCCCCCAACGCCGUGGUGCUGGUGGUCGGGACACACCUGGACUUGAUCGAAGCCAAAUUCCGAGUGGAGAGAAUCGCCACUCUGCGCGCCUACGUGCUGGCCCUGUGCCGCUCACCCUCGGGGUCCAGAGCCACCGGCUUCCCGGACAUCACUUUCAAACACCUGCACGAGAUCUCGUGCAAGAGCUUGGAAGGCCAGGAGGGGCUGCGGCAGCUGAUCUUCCACGUCACCUGCAACAUGAAAGACGUGGGCAGCACCAUCGGCUGCCAGCGGCUGGCAGGGAGGCUGAUCCCCAGGAGCUACCUGAGCCUGCAGGAGGCCGUGCUGGCGGAGCAGCAGCGCCGCAGCCAGGGCGAUGACGUGCAGUACCUGACGGACAGGCAGCUGGAGCAGCUGGUGGGGCAGACACCCGACAACGACAUCAAAGACUAUGAGGACCUGCAGUCUGCCAUCAAUUUCCUCAUAGAAACAGGCACGCUCCUGCACUUCCCCGACACCAGCCACGGCCUGCGGAACCUCUACUUCCUUGACCCCAUCUGGCUGUCCGAGUGUCUGCAGAGGAUCUUCAACAUCAAGGGCUCCCGCUCAGUAGCCAAAAAUGGAGUGAUCCGCGCAGAGGACCUCAGGAUGCUGCUGGUGGGGACGGGCUUCACACAGCAGACCGAGGAGCAGUACUUCCAGUUCCUGGCCAAGUUCGAGAUCGCCUUGCCCGUCGCCAAUGACAGCUACCUCCUGCCACACCUCCUUCCAUCCAAGCCUGGCCUGGACACUCACGGCAUGCGGCACCCGACCGCCAACACCAUCCAGCGGGUGUUUAAGAUGAGCUUCGUGCCUGUCGGCUUCUGGCAAAGGUUCAUAGCACGGAUGCUGAUCAGCUUGGCCGAAAUGGAUCUGCAGCUUUUUGAAAACAAGAAGAAUACUAAAAGCAGGAACAGGAAAGUCACCAUUUACAGCUUUACAGGAAACCAGAGAAACCGCUGUAGCACAUUCAGAGUGAAAAGAAAUCAGACCAUCUAUUGGCAGGAAGGGCUGCUGGUCACUUUCGACGGGGGCUACCUCAGUGUGGAAUCUUCUGACGUGAACUGGAAAAAGAAAAAGAGUGGCGGGAUUAAAAUCAUUUGCCAGUCGGAAGUGAGGGACUUCUCCGCGAUGGCAUUUAUCACGGAUCAUGUGAAUUCUCUGAUCGAUCAGUGGUUUCCUGCCCUGACGGCCACCGAAAGUGACGGGACCCCACUCAUGGAGCAGUACGUGCCCUGCCCUGUCUGCGAGACGUCAUGGGUUCAGCAUGCUGACCCCAGUGAGAAAUCGGAGGGCGUGCAGUACUUCGACAUGGAGGACUGUGUGCUGACAGCCAUCGAGCGUGACUUUAUCUCCUGCCCCAGACAUCCAGACCUCCCGGUGCCGCUCCAGGAGCUGGUGCCUGAGCUGUUCAUGACCGACUUCCCUGCCAGGCUUUUCCUGGAGAACAGCAAGCUGGAGCACAGCGAGGAUGAGAGCAGCGUCCUGGGCCAAGGCGGCAGCGGCACCGUCAUCUACCGUGCCCAAUACCAGGGCCAGCCUGUGGCUGUGAAGCGAUUCCACAUCAAGAAAUUCAAGAAUUUCGCUAAUGCGCCAGCAGACACCAUGCUGAGGCACCUGCGGGCCACGGACGCAAUGAAGAACUUCUCGGAGUUCCGGCAGGAGGCCAGCAUGCUGCAUGCCCUGCACCACCCAUGCAUAGUGGCACUUGUUGGCAUCAGCAUCCACCCACUCUGUUUUGCCCUGGAGCUCGCCCCACUCAGCAGCCUCAACACCGUGCUGUCUGAGAAUGCAAAAGAUUCUUCCUUCAUGCCUCUGGGACACAUGCUAACCCAAAAAAUAGCCUACCAGAUUGCCUCAGGCCUGGCCUACCUGCAUAAGAAGAACAUCAUCUUCUGUGACCUGAAGUCGGACAACAUUCUGGUGUGGUCCCUGGAUGUCAAGGAGCACAUCAACAUCAAGCUGUCAGACUACGGGAUCUCACGACAGUCCUUUCACGAGGGCGCCCUGGGUGUGGAGGGCACGCCAGGCUACCAGGCCCCAGAGAUCAGGCCUCGCAUCGUGUAUGAUGAGAAGGUAGAUAUGUUCUCCUAUGGAAUGGUGCUCUAUGAGUUGCUGUCAGGACAGCGUCCUGCACUGGGCCACCACCAGCUUCAGAUUGCCAAAAAGCUGUCCAAAGGCAUCCGCCCUGUCCUGGGGCAGCCAGAGGAGGUGCAGUUCCAUCGACUCCAGGCGCUCAUGAUGGAGUGCUGGGACACGAAGCCGGAGAAGCGCCCACUGGCCCUGUCCGUGGUGAGCCAGAUGAAGGACCCGACCUUUGCCACCUUCAUGUAUAUGCUGCCCUGCGGGAAGCAGACGGCCUUCUUCUCCUCCCAGGGCCAAGAGUACACUGUGGUGUUUUGGGACGGGAAAGAGGAAUCCAGGAAUUACACGGUGGUGAACACAGAGAAGGGGCUUCUGGAAGUGCAGAAGAUGACCUGUGCCGGCAUGAAGCUGAGCUGCCAGAUCAAGGUCCAGAGCUCGCUGUGGACGGCCACCGAGGACCAGAAGAUCUACAUCUACAGCCUCAAGGGCAUGUGCCCCUUGAAUGCACCCCAGCAGGCCUUGGACACUCCGGCUAUCGUCACCUGCUUCUUGGCAGUGCCUGUUAUUAAAAAGAACUCCUUUCUGGUGCUGGCGGGCCUGGCUGAUGGGCUUGUGGCCGUGUUUCCCGUGGUGCGGGGCAUUCCGAGGGACAGCUGCUCCUACCUGUGCUCACACACAGCCAACAGGUCCAAGUUUGGCAUCCCAGACGAAGAUGCGCGGCAGAACCCCUACCCGGUGAAGGCCAUGGAAGUGGUCAACAGCGGGUCAGAGAUCUGGUACAGCAAUGGGCCAGGCCUCCUCAUCGUCGACUGCGCAACCCUGGACAUCAUUGGGCGGCUGGAGCCCUAUGCCGCCCCCUCAGUGAUCACAUCAGUCGUGUGUAGCUCAGACUGCAGAGGGGAGGAAGUCGUCUGGUGUCUGGACGAGAAGACCAACUCCUUGGUGAUGUACCAUUCAGCCACCUACCAGCUGUGUGCCCGCUACUUCUGUGGAGACCCCAGCCCCCUCAGGGACAUGUUCCCCGUGCAGCCCUCGGGUCCCGAACCCCUGGACAGUCAUCCGGCCUGCCCAAAGAAGCCCGAGGGAGACUGCAUCGCAGACGUGAGCAUCAUGUACAGCGAGGAGCUGGGCACACAGAUCCUGACCCACCAAGACUCGCUCACCGACUACUGCUCCAUGUCCUCCUACUCCUCCUCCCCACCCCACCGGGCCACCAGGUGCCCCUCCAGCCUGCUCAGCUCCCCGGCCAGCUGUUCCAGCGUGCCCUUCUCCACAGACUGCGAGGACUCCGACCGGCGGCAGGAGCCUAUCGCGGCCUCCGACAGGUCCGAGCACGACCUGAGCCCCAUGGACGGGGAGCCCUUCAGCCAGCGCCUGCAGGCCGUGAAGGUGCUUGCUGUCAGAGACCUCAUUUGGAUUCCAAGGCACGGUGGAGAUGUUAUAGUCAUCGGUCUGGAGAAGGAUUCGGGUGCCCAGCGGGGCCGAGUCAUCGCUGUCUUGAAAGCCCGAGAACUGACUCCACAUGGGGUGCUGGUGGACGCAGCUGUGGUGGCAAAGGACACAGUGGUAUGUGGCUUUGAAAACGAAAACACAGAGUGGUGCCUGGCUGUCUGGAGGGGCUGGGGCACCAGGGAGUUUGACAUUUUCUACCAGUCCUACGAAGAGCUGGGCCGGCUGGAAGCUUGCACACGCAAGAGAAGGUAAUUCCUGCGGAAGAAGCGUACUGUGACCUGGCCAGCCCAGGCCGUAGCCUCCCUGCCCGCUGCAGUCCCUGAGGACCCAGAAGACUGACGGAGUUUUCACCUAACCCUAUGCUGCUAAGAAGUGCUGGGAAAUUACCUGUCUGGUGGCGGGUUGGGAGUUCUCAGGUUCUGCAGGGCAGUUACUUGGAUCCCCCGCCUCCCUGUGCUGGUUUUACAGCCCAAGGGAACACGGUGGGGUCUUCUGGAGGCACCUCCUCCUACCCCUCCAUCAGUCUAGGAGCAAGGGAGGGGAGUCCCAUUCUGGGCUGGGUCCCACAAAAGGAGGCAGGUCCUCCGUGGCAUAAUGGACCCGCCCGGUUUGCAGCCCCAAGUUUCAGAUGGAAUUACACUAGAGACUCUCAGUUAAGGAGCAGUUCAGGCGGGGCCGGAGGAGGGCUAUGGCCCCUGCCCCUUCCCCUCAGCACUCCAGUCUCUCAGCCCAUUUCACAGGCUCCAGAGUCCCCAGAGCGUGGGGCCCGGCAUGGGCCAGCCGAGAUCAGAUAUCUCCCGCUCAGCGAAGUCUCUGUGUGGGAAACCCCCGUAAGGACACCGGGCAAUGAAUGAGUUUCUUUGAGUGCCGCAGCCGGAAAGCCCAGUGCGAGAGUGCCCGCUCGCCCUUACAUUCUUCUCUCGCCAACAAAAGGAAGGGGAAACCCCAUCCUCGGCACCGGAGAAAGGGUCUUGUGUUUAUAGCUUGGUAAAAUAAACCUCGACGCAGCUGGAGCACAAGCCCUGUUUGUUUGCACAUCAUAAUCUUGUUUAUCACUUUAACAAAUUAAGUAAUAUCUCAGCGGUUAGGCCGCCGGUUGUGAAAUCACAUCGUAUGGGGCUUAUACCAAAUUAUGUAUUUGCUAAACACCUACUGCACACGUGGACGGCACACUGCACAAGGCGAAGUUGUUCACAGGGGCACAAAUGGGCACAACAGCGAGCAUUUGUGUAAACCGUGCACGCACACACGUGUACACAUAGCCACAUCUCUGCCAAGAGUGAUCGUUUAUGGCUGCUUAAUCUAGGACGCGGGGUUUGAACGUGAGCUCAAACCCUGCCUCAAGCUCUUAAAGCUUUUCGAAAGUUAAAUUAUAGAAAUCAAACUUGAGAUUGGCUGGGGUGUGCAGGCAGAUGUGACUCCUUUUAUCUGAAAAUAAACAGACUCUCAAGAAUGCA